This is a messenger RNA of Trichophyton rubrum CBS 118892, 1413 nucleotides long. RefSeq lists its product as uncharacterized. Bases 1 to 1413 code for a protein of 470 amino acids. NCBI's taxonomy places the organism in Eukaryota, Fungi, Ascomycota, Eurotiomycetes, Onygenales, Arthrodermataceae. Gene Ontology annotation, molecular function: oxidoreductase activity. The transcript is spliced from 3 exons. Gene Ontology annotation, cellular component: cytoplasm. The record is from RefSeq and is a predicted model, not a curated record.
AUGAAGUCAAAGCCAUAUCCUCAGCCAGCUGCUGGCUUCGAGAGUCAUAUUCCGUUUUGGCGUACGUCACCCCAUGAACUGGAUGCUCACAGAUCCACGCCUGAUUUACCAUCUGAGUGUGACAUCUUGAUCAUUGGUGGAGGGUACUCUGGUGCUUCUGUUGCAUAUCAUAUAUUCCAGGGGAAUGAGACACCACCAAACACGGUCCUGCUGGAGGCUAGACAGCUAUGCUCUGGGGCGACAGGAAGAAAUGGUGGUCAUAUUCGACCUGAAAUGUACGGCCAUGCAUCUAGAUUCAUUUCUCGCCAUGGUGUCGAAGCAACAGCUGAAAUAGUCAAAUACGAAAUAUCCCAUCUCCGGAUCAUAGCAGAUGUGAUUGAACGAGAGAAGAUAGAUUGUGAUUUUACCUUGACUAGAUCACUAGAUGUCUAUUUUGAUAAAGACGUGAUGGACAAAGUCCUUCGGGGUGUUGAACCCUUACUAUCUGACUCUUAUCAACAGGGGAAAUAUGCUUUUAUGAAGGACGCUGUGAUUCGAUUUCCCACAGCAGAGCAACCUUUAUCGGAGGAUGAUCUCAAAGAAACUAAAGUGAAGGGAGCAAAAGGUUACGUCUCUUUCCAAGCAGGCCAUAUCUGGCCGUAUAAAUUUAUAUCCGGGUUGUUGGAAAUUGCUGUCUCCAAGGGAUUGAAUCUUCAAACAAACACCCUAGUGCUGGAAAUCAGUCCCAGCCGUGAUGUAGAAGGAUUCUGGAAGGUCACAACUGGUAAUAAUAGAGGGAGUAUACGUGCAAAGAAGCUUAUUUUAGCGUCGAAUGCGUAUACCUCUGCAUUGGCUCCAGAGUACGUAAAGGCAAUUAUUCCCUGCAAAGGUCUAUGCUGCCAUAUCGUGGUACCUUCUGCGGCAGAUGAGAAGAAAAGACCACCCCCCCUAGAAAACACAUAUGUUACUCGUCAUGGUUCUGGAGCAGGAGGAUACCUCAUUCCACGCCCCGACGGGAGUAUGAUCGUUGGCGGAGCAAGCCAUACGUUUACUCCCUUGCUGGAGCAAUGGCAUAACAAUCCGGAUGAUGGGGUCUUGAUAGAUAUUGCUAAGGAGUAUUUUGAUGGGUAUAUGCAACGGACCUUCGUCGGCUGGGAAGAUAGUGGUGCAUAUUCUAAGGAAGUUUGGACUGGUGUAAUGGGUUAUUCCGCAGAUUCCUUGCCCCAUAUUGGCAGAGUACCCUCAAAAGAUGGCCAGCUGAUUCUUGCUGGGUUCAAUGGUCAUGGAAUGCCAGUAUGUUUCUUAGCAGCAAAGGCGGUUGCGGCGAUGGCUUUGGAUGAUAGCGUCGCCUUUGAAGACACAGGCUUGCCUCGGGUUUAUAAGACAACUGUUGAUCGCUUACAACCGAAGUAUAAUGAUACUCUACAACCGUGA